AUGGUAGAUUUUGCAAAAUCAUUGUUUGGUUUUGGUAAUUAUAAAAAGGAAUCAUCAUCAUCAACAUCACAAUCUCCCACUCCACCACCAAGUUCUCAUUCAUCUCAAGUACAGCAAAGCUCAAACAUAGAAGAAUAUCAUCAAUCUCACUUAUCUCAAGAACAACAACAACAACAACAGCAACAUUCUCACCAUUAUCAACCGCCGCACAUGUCUGAACAAUCACAACAUCUUCCACAACAACAACAACAACAACCAGGGACAAACAAAUUUUUUCCGAAAACACUAGUGAGUGCAGCACCAACCACUGCUGUUGCCAACCAUUCAUCGGUUUAUGGAACAACAAGCACAACAAGCAAUAAUUACUCUGAAGCAUAUUUGAACCAGACAUUCAAGAAUAAUACCUACAACCCACAGCAAUCACAACAACAACAACAACAAUCACAAUCACAACAACAACAACAACAGCAACAACAAUAUUCUGCACCAUAUCAAUAUUCCUCAAAUAUCCAACAAUUACAACAACCAUAUGGCAACCAAUGGGAACCAUCACAAGAUCAAGAUGCAAACAUCAUCACAAUUGAUAAAACUGGUAAUAAACUUAGUCCUACAUCUAGAGACUCACCAAUUAAAGGCAAAUUAAAAGUCACGAUAUUAGAAGCCAAAGACAUUUUUGCCACUCAGCCUUAUGUGGUGUGUAGUUUUGAAAGUUCAGAAUUUGUUACUAAUGCUCCUGAUUCGUAUGGGAAAUCACCAGUGUCAUCAUUUGGUCAUAAUAAUAGUAAUAAUAAUAACAGUACUAAUAAUAAUAGCCAAGGACAUACUAAUGGACCAAGAAACAUGUAUAAUUCCAAUCAUGGACCUUCACCAAAGGCAUUACCUAUGAAAAAUAGUGGUGGUAAUCUAUUUGGUCAAAGACCUUCAAUGUAUCAAAGACAAUUAUCUACACCUCAUUUGAAUUUACCUAAUGAUUCUUCAAACCCGAUUUGGAAUCAUGAUACUAUAUUUGAUGUUGUGGGACUGAAAUCUGAAUUAGAUAUUUCUGUUUAUGAUGGGGCACGAGAUGAUGCAUUUUUAGGUCAUGUAAGAAUAUCUCCUUCCAUUGAUAAAAAUAAUAAAAAUGAAAGUGAAUGGUUACAAUUAGGUGCAAGAAUAACUGGUGAAACGGUUUCUUCAGGUUAUAUUAAAAUUAAAUGGGAAUAUACUUUAUUUGAUAAUAAAAUCAAACGAUCAUAUGGACCUGAUGAUUUCCAUUUUUUAAGAUUAUUAGGUAAAGGGACAUUUGGACAAGUAUUUCAAGUUCGUAAAAAAGAUACUAAUAGAAUUUAUGCUAUGAAAAUUUUAUCGAAAAAAGUCAUUGUUAAAAAAAAGGAAAUUGCUCAUACUAUAGGGGAACGGAAUAUUUUAGUUCGAACUUCAGCAGCAUCAUCACCAUUUAUUGUGGGAUUAAAAUUUUCUUUCCAAACUCCAUCAGAUUUAUUUUUGGUGACUGAUUUUAUGUCAGGAGGUGAAUUAUUUUUCCAUUUACAAAAAGAAGGUAGAUUUAAUGAAGAUAGAUCAAAAUUUUAUACAGCAGAAUUAAUUCUUGCAUUAGAACAUUUACAUGAUAAUGAUAUUGUUUAUCGUGAUUUAAAACCAGAAAAUAUAUUAUUAGAUGCUAAUGGUCAUAUUGCAUUAUGUGAUUUUGGAUUAUCAAAAGCUGAUUUAAAUAUGGAUGGUACUACCAAUACUUUUUGUGGAACCACGGAAUAUUUGGCUCCAGAAGUAUUAUUAGAUGAACAGGGAUAUACUAAAAUGGUUGAUUUUUGGUCAUUAGGGGUAUUAAUAUUUGAAAUGACUUGUGGUUGGUCUCCUUUCCAUGCAGAAAAUACUCAACAAAUGUAUAAAAAUAUUGCCUUUGGUAAAGUAAGAUUUCCUAAAGAUAUAUUAAGUCCUGAAGGUAGAUCGUUUGUGAAAGGAUUAUUAAAUAGAAAUCCUAAACAUAGAUUAGGAGCCACUGAUGAUGCCAGAGAAUUAAAAGCUCAUCCAUUUUUCGCUGAUAUAGAUUGGGAUCUAUUAAGAGCUAAAAAUAUUCCUCCACCAUUUAAACCUCAUAUAAUUUCAGAAACCGAUAUUUCUAAUUUUGAUACUGAAUUUACAUCAGAAAAUACUUCAGCAUUGAAAAAACAAAUGGAAAUGGCAACAACUCCAUUAUCACCAGGAAUUCAAGCAAAUUUUAAAGGAUUUACUUAUGUUGAUGAUUCAACUAUGGAUGAUCAUUUUGCUGCUAGAUCAUAUAGAGCUAAUGCAUUUGCAUUUAGACCUCCAGGUUCAUUUAUACCAGGAGAUCCUAAUUUGCCUCCUGAUGAAGAAGUCCUUGCUGAACAAAUUGAAGAAGAAGAUGAUAAUGAUGAUGAAAUGGAAGUUGAUAACGAUGAUCAACAUAUGGAUGAUGAAUUUGUUAAUGGAAGAUUUGAUCUUUAA
This is a messenger RNA of Candida dubliniensis CD36, 2463 nucleotides long. It is a transcript of the gene SCH9, whose product is annotated as serine/threonine protein kinase. Lineage: Eukaryota; Fungi; Ascomycota; Pichiomycetes; Serinales; Debaryomycetaceae. The record is from RefSeq and is a predicted model, not a curated record. Bases 1 to 2463 code for a protein of 820 amino acids. The transcript has a single exon. Gene Ontology annotation, biological process: protein phosphorylation. Gene Ontology annotation, molecular function: ATP binding; protein serine/threonine kinase activity.